AUCCAGACCUGGUGAGCAACCAUGAAGGCCUUCAUCUUCCUCGCUCUCCUGGGAGCUGCUGUUGCUUCCUCCAGUGAUGAUGAUGACAAGAUCGUCGGGGGCUACACCUGCGAAAGGAACUCCAUCCCCUACCAGGUGUCCCUGAACGCUGGGUACCACUUCUGCGGCGGCAGCCUCAUCAACAACCAGUGGGUGGUGUCCGCGGCUCACUGCUACAAGUCCCGAAUCCAGGUGCGUCUGGGAGAGUACAACAUUGAACUUUCGGAGGGCAACGAGCAAUUCAUUAAUGCGGCCAAGAUCAUCCGACACCCCAAUUACGAUGCCGAUACCAUCGAUAAUGACAUCAUGCUGAUUAAACUGAAAUCACCCGCCACCCUCAACUCUCGAGUCUCCCCUAUCUCUCUGCCAAAAAGUUGUGCAAGUGUUGGUACCCAGUGUCUCAUCUCUGGCUGGGGCAACACCAAGAGCUCCGGCACUAGCUACCCUGAGCUGCCACAGUGUCUGGAUGCUCCCAUCCUCUCCAGCAGCACUUGCCGCAGUGCCUACCCAAACCAAAUCACCAACAACAUGAUUUGCCUGGGCUUCCUGGAGGGUGGCAAGGACUCUUGCCAGGGUGACUCUGGUGGCCCCGUGGUCUGCAAUGGGCAGCUGCAGGGCAUUGUCUCCUGGGGCUAUGGCUGCGCUUUGAAGGGCAAGCCUGGUGUGUACACCAAAGUCUGCAACUACGUGAGCUGGAUUCAGAAAACCAUAGCUGCCAACUAAAUGCACCUUCCUGCCAGACAACAUCGCCUUCUUCCUAUGCCCAAAGACAGUACCUAAAUAAAAGUGUUUUGUC
Molecule: messenger RNA, 835 nt
Organism: Artibeus jamaicensis (Jamaican fruit-eating bat)
Lineage: Eukaryota; Metazoa; Chordata; Mammalia; Chiroptera; Phyllostomidae
Product: trypsin-like
Exons: 5
Coding region: 22-762 (246 amino acids)
Biological process (GO): proteolysis
Molecular function (GO): serine-type endopeptidase activity
Source: RefSeq, a predicted model, not a curated record